This is a messenger RNA of Lycium barbarum (goji berry), 1481 nucleotides long. RefSeq names its product zinc finger CCCH domain-containing protein 14-like. The record is from RefSeq and is a predicted model, not a curated record. Gene Ontology annotation, molecular function: metal ion binding; mRNA binding. The coding region runs from base 248 to 1093 and encodes 281 amino acids. The transcript has 3 exons. NCBI's taxonomy places the organism in Eukaryota, Viridiplantae, Streptophyta, Magnoliopsida, Solanales, Solanaceae.
CCCCGCAGAAAAGUGAUAGGAUCCAUCUAAAGGCCCGUAAAGUAUUUGGAAUCUCUCUCUCUCUCUCUCAGCAAGACCUACCUAGGGUUUUGUUGCUCUGCCCUUUUUCAGCUUUCUUGAUUUUGUAAAAUUUACUUCAUAUAGCCAUAUAGUUAAAGUCGUUGUUCCGUUAAUUCAGAUUUGUUUUUAUAGAUAGAUUCUUCCGUUUUUUUUUUGUUGGUUGUUCCAUUUUCAAAAAAGGGCGAAAAUGGAGUUUGGACGAAAGAGAAUGGUAGAUGGUGCUUUUGCAGGAAACGGAGGCACGAAAAAACCAAGAAAUGAAUCAGAAUCGUUUACGUCUGGUGUAGGAAGCAAAUCAAAGCCAUGCAUGAAGUUUUACAGCACUUCUGGAUGCUCAUAUGGGGAGGCAUGUCACUUUCUUCACCAUGUUCCUGGCUAUAGUGCUAUGAGUCAAAUAUCGAUCAUGGGAUUGAACCCAGCAGUUCCCACCGGAAGGAAUACGGCCCCUUUUAGUGAUGGUCCUGCUUCAUCUAUGAAGUCCAAGCUAUGCAACAAGUAUAACAGUGCCGAAGGAUGCAGGUUUGGUGAUAAAUGCCAUUUUGCGCAUAGCGAGAUGGAGAUUGGGAAGCCAGUGGUACCAGCUUAUGAUGAUUUUCAAGCGACAGGACCUCACAGGAGGUUUUCUGGGUAUCAUAAACCAUCCCAAUUCAGUCCAGCUGCAACAAACUUCGGUGCAUCUGCAACAACUACAAUUAGCAUAGAUGCUGCUCUUGCUGGAACCAUCAUUGGGAAGAAUGGCGUGAACUCGAAACAGAUAUGUCGGGUUACUGGUGUCAAGCUCUCCAUAAAGGAGCAUGAAACAGAUUCCAAUAGAAGGAAUAUUGAGCUCCAGGGAACCUUUGAUCAGAUUAAUCAGGCCAGCGCCAUGGUACGGGAGAUCAUAUCAAAUGUUGGCACCUCCACAGGUGGUCCAAAAAAUACUGGCCCAUUUAAGACGAAGAUGUGUGCCAACUUUUCCAGAGGUUCAUGCACUUUUGGAGAAAAAUGUCAUUUUGCUCAUGGUGCUAAUGAGCUGCAGAAGCCAUUGGUUUGAUCUUCACAGCUUUAGGUAUUAGUGAAGAUAGUUGUUUAGCCACAGGAACCGUGGAAAUGUCAGAAAUAUUUGUUUGCACUGUAUUAGAUUUUCUGGUCAGACUUUCGGCCAGUGGUAUUACUUUUUUCAUAGCUGAUUUUGGAAGUCUCUUGUGGAGCUGACAGGAACUCGAGUAUUAGAGUGGUUUUCAAUGAGUGCUACAUUUGAACGUUGAAUGGACUCGUAAAGCUCAUAAUGUACUCUCACAUUCCAGAGAUGAGAGAACCCGGGAGAUGGCUUUUGGUCAUCACGUUGACAAGCCUUUGUAAGGACAAAAACACUCGAUAAAGAUGACUGUAUAAAUGGCGUAUACAGCAACUUUAAUAAUACAUUUAAGUGGUGAAAAUGA